Messenger RNA from Angiostrongylus costaricensis, 555 nucleotides. Lineage: Eukaryota; Metazoa; Nematoda; Chromadorea; Rhabditida; Metastrongylidae. The record is from the annotation of a GenBank genome assembly.
AUGGCUGCUCAGAAGGAGUUUGAUGGCAUCGAAACCGUUCUGGAGGAAUCCUUAAAAGAUCGAAACUAUGAGGAAGUUCGUCGAAUCCUCUAUGGAAGAGCGUUUCCGGUACUAGAAUUGUCACAAAAAGCGAAAGAUCUUGCUGUGAAUGGUAAUUUCGAAUUGAAGGCCUACUCUGUCUCAGCUCAAGCAGAGCAAUUGAGAGCUCCGCGGAGGGUCCGUAUCACAGCUAUUCAAAACUCCAUAGUGUUGGCUACGACGGCGCCAGUCUGCCAACAGAGAAAAGCGCUCCAUGAGAAGAUAUCUGCAAUGAUCGAAGUUGCGGCACUAGCAGGCGCUAACAUCGUCUGUCUUCAAGAAGCAUGGACGAUGCCGUUUGCAUUUUGCACUCGAGAACGUUUGCCAUGGACAGAAUUCGCAGAAUCCGCCGAAUAUGGUCCGACUACGCAAUUCCUCUCACAGGUAGGAAAGCUAAGUCAAAAAGAGGAGAAACUGAGUGCGAAUAAGGUUUAUGUGGAAGCACAUGAAGAUUUUGUUCUAUUCGCUGUCGUCUGA